UGUACAUGAGACGAGUGAAUUUGUAACACUGAUCAUUCCUACAGCUCAUAUACUCCACACCAAGGCCUGCGCAGACAGCAAACAACUCCUGCAGCCAUUCUACUGGGUGGAUGUUGUGCUCACCUUCAAAGAGACAAAUCACAAAAUGCACUGGACCAUGGAGAACACACUGCCAUGCACAGCCAGGCAUGCUGCGUCACACAUCACAUCCUCUCCUGGACCAAACACCACAGCCCUGUCCGCGCUCAACUUUAAACAUGAGGAUUUAACUACAGAACAGCUGUCAUCGGACCACUCCACAGUUCCUAUAGGGAAGCUAAAUGAAGAGAUGACCGCCGAGUUUUCCAAAACUAGUUCACCUCACACACAUAUGGAAACCCGCAGUUUUAUUCUCCACAUUGAUGAGAUGUCAAAUUUAUCUUCCGGGUUUGAUGGGGACAACAUUACUUCCAUUAAUGCAACUGAAACAAGCUUUUCUGAUUUUCCACUUGCAACCGUAACUACUUCAGCAGAGCCAGAUUUCCUUGAGACAUCAGCCACAGCUGAACCACCAGAAACGACUUUCCUCACAACGGUUCCAGCUGAACACCAACAAUUCAAAACACCCAGUGGGAAUAAAGACCUGCCAAAGCAGAGGAGACUGAAGUGGAUUUGGGAGGCGUAGAAACCUAACAAAUAUGUGUGUCCCAUCACUAAAAGUUUUAAAUGGAUUAUUAAAUGUAAUUUUCUUAGUUCUGUGUGUGAUAAGUCACACUAGACUCAGUGCAGUGCAAAUGCAGUUUGAACACUUGCUUGAGGCCUCCUGAUUCACUUCUUUUGUUUUAAUUCUCAUCGGUGUCACGUGUUACAUGUCUGCUUGCAGUCUUGAAAGGUGAUGCUGUGGUCAGUCUGUGCUGUGAAGGUUGAUUAUACAAGCAGAAAUACAGCCAGACCUCUGCCAGCCGCUGCCUGAGGCGGGACAUUAUCCAGACACAGACAAGGCAGGCGUUAAAUAAACAUGUCUCUAUCCGAGCAGCACAACAGGCUGAUGUAGCGAAGACCCUGCAGUUGCUACAGCUGAUGCCACCUUCUAGAGAAGACGUGUGUUAUAGAAACUUGUAAUAAAGUCUUGAUUUUCAAUGACA
Micropterus salmoides (largemouth bass) is the source of this 1124-nucleotide messenger RNA. RefSeq lists its product as uncharacterized. The record is from RefSeq and is a predicted model, not a curated record. NCBI's taxonomy places the organism in Eukaryota, Metazoa, Chordata, Actinopteri, Centrarchiformes, Centrarchidae.